This is a messenger RNA of Oreochromis aureus, 1081 nucleotides long. RefSeq names its product fMet-Leu-Phe receptor-like. The record is from RefSeq and is a predicted model, not a curated record. The transcript has 2 exons. Gene Ontology annotation, cellular component: plasma membrane. Gene Ontology annotation, biological process: phospholipase C-activating G protein-coupled receptor signaling pathway; complement receptor mediated signaling pathway; inflammatory response. The coding region runs from base 1 to 999 and encodes 332 amino acids. Gene Ontology annotation, molecular function: G protein-coupled receptor activity; complement receptor activity. NCBI's taxonomy places the organism in Eukaryota, Metazoa, Chordata, Actinopteri, Cichliformes, Cichlidae.
AUGUUUCCCAAUGACUCUCUGCCCACCAACACAGUCAAUCCUUCUAAAGAUGACCAGGAAACUAUGGUGGGCAUCAGUGCCAUUAUGGACAAUGUCAGAACCAUUCUCUAUGCACUGACUGUUGUGCUCGGCAUCACAGGAAACUCUGUGGUCAUUUGGGCGGCUGGAUUCAAAUUUAAGCCAAAGGUCACCAACGUGUGGCUGGUGAAUCUGGCAAUAGCAGACCUGAUCUUCUGCUUCACACGAGUUUUCUCUCUCACUAAGAAGCUCUUCUUUGAGCACUGGCCUUUCGGCCUCUUCGUCUGCAAGUUCAAUGCCUUCUUUAAAUAUGCCAACAUGUUCUGCUCUGUCUUUCUGCUGGCUGUGAUCAGUCUGGAUCGAGUGCUUUGUGUCUGGCAACCUGUCCUCACAAAGCGUCGUCGCACCCUGUGGGCAGCGAGGGUGGUGGCAGUCUGUAUCUGGAUAGCAGCCAUCCUCUUCAGCAUUCCCUACUUCAUCCAUCGCCAAGUCUAUCUGGGCAAGAAGAACCUAAGUAAGUGCUCUGUGGUUCCAAAAGAGAAGGCAGAAGGGUACAACAGCACUAAAGUUGCUCUCUACUCCAUCCGCUUCCUGUGCGGCUUCAUAUUUCCCUUCAUAGUGAUUCUGGUCUGUUACAUCCUGGCCGCUGUGGGAAUCCGACGCACUCGCCUGUCAGGGAAGUCCCGCCCUCUGCGUAUACUAGCAUGUUUGGUCAUUGCCUUCUUCCUGUGCUGGGCGCCUUACCACUGCCUCCUGCUGGUGAAGAUGGUGGACAGUAAAAACGCUCUGUUGAAAAUCUGGUACCCUGUAGCAAAGGGUAUUGCCUACUUCAACAGCUGUGUGAACCCGUUGUUAUACUUCUGCAUGGGGCUAAAAGUCAGUGAGGGAUUUAGACAGAGUCUGAUAAGAGUUUAUAAAAGAGGCCUGGCAGAUGACAUAGACGGCCAGAUGACUCACUCCGUUGAUCGCUCUUUGGAUUAAAGCUCAGGGUUGAAACACAGCACUCUUGUAGUGGUAGGAAAGAGUCUAAAAUUUGGCUAAACUUUAAGUUUCUUUCAAUGAG